AUGAAGAGGAAGAAUAAGACGACCGCGACGACCAAGGGGCGGCUGCAAGUUCGCCCGAUCCUACCUACUUCCGGCUCAAUCUGGAACGGAUUGGACAAGAAGGAGGUAAGCACGCGUAAAUCCGGUCCCUGGCCGGCGGCCCUACCAAGUCCCGAGGGCAACGAGGCUGACGAAAAUGGGGCAUCCCACUUCCGAACCAGCAACACCUCCGGGAAGAAGCAGCGCGACGUGGUGACGGGAUACAGCUCCGGAUCCAGGAGACGGCCGGCUUUCUUUGUCGGCUGCGAGGCCAAGGCUAUCGUUCACGGCACUCUCAGCCGGGUGUCGGGCACUCGGUCGACGCUGCUCGUCUACGGCUUCUGCUUCUUGUCGUACCCUCGUUCUUGGGAGGGCUGUCGGGUUGGCGGCGGCGGCAUCAUUGGUCAGGCGGGCGGCAAGUUCGCGAAGACGAUUGAGCAGACCGAGACGUACGCGGCCGAGGUGACGGGCAAUCGGCCGCCGGACGAGUGGGGGAACCACUUUGAGGCGUCGUGGUCGCUCAAGGAGAAUUCGUCGCAGCCGAGCGGGAUCCGCUUCCUGCUCGACCACGCCGCCGUCGUCCGCCUCCUAAUCGAGAGCGGUGCCGAUGCCCGUGUCGAGUGCGGGCUCUAUGACGGAGACAGAGACGCUAUUGAGUCUCUCAGCCCGCUGACCCUAGCCCGCCGCAGCAGCUCUGCCUACGAGGUAGUCAGCGCCCUGGAGGUGCUCCUCCAGGACCUCCGCCUGGAUAAAGAUGAUGCCGGCAAGCCUAAAUGCACCUCCUGCCCCGACUUCGACGUCUGUAGCAAGUGCUACCCCACCAUAAAGAAAUACCACCACGGCGGUAUCUCGGACGAGGACUCGCCAUACGAGUUCCGUCGCGCUCCCAGGGACGCCAACGGCGAAGGAAAACGGUAUUUCGAGUGGCGAUGCUUCAAGGGUGAAACUUGGGCCUGA
Molecule: messenger RNA, 975 nt
Organism: Thermothelomyces thermophilus ATCC 42464
Lineage: Eukaryota; Fungi; Ascomycota; Sordariomycetes; Sordariales; Chaetomiaceae
Exons: 4
Coding region: 1-975 (324 amino acids)
Molecular function (GO): zinc ion binding
Source: RefSeq, a predicted model, not a curated record